Lethenteron reissneri (Far Eastern brook lamprey) is the source of this 1412-nucleotide messenger RNA. Its product is annotated as transmembrane 4 L6 family member 1-like. Lineage: Eukaryota; Metazoa; Chordata; Hyperoartia; Petromyzontiformes; Petromyzontidae. Gene Ontology annotation, cellular component: membrane. The record is from RefSeq and is a predicted model, not a curated record.
CACUCACCACGAACUUCGCUACACUCGCAAACACAGGCGGACGUCACAACAGCACUUUCACAUCCAUCCACCGAGACGCGCCGUCUUUGCUCCUCUUAACCGGUUUUCGGUUUCCGCUCCGCGUAAAGGGGUUCUUGUUUGUUGUUGUUGUUAUUUUUGGAAGAGGUGGAACGGUGGUGGUGGUGGAGUGAACGGAGGCUGCGUGGACCGUUGUUGUGAUAUUUGUUGCUGUUGUGUGUGCGUGUGCGCGUGUUUGUGCGUGUGUGUGUACGUGUGCGUGUGUGUGUGUGCGUGUGUGUGUGUGUACGUGUGUGCGUGUGUGUGUGUGCGUGUGCGUACGUCUGUUCGUUUGUGUGUGUGUACGUGUGCGUGUGUACGUGUUUGUGCGUGUGUGCGUGUGUGUGUACGUGUGUACGUGUGUGCACGUGUGUGUGUGUACGUGUGUACGUGUGUGCACGUGUGUUCGUGUGUGUGUGUGCGUGUGUGCGUGUGUUCGUGUGUGUAAGUGUGUGCGCGUGUUUGUGCGUGUGUGCACGUGUGUUCGUGCGUGUGCGCGUGUGUGUGUGUGCGUGUGUACGUGUGUGCGUGUUUGUGUGUGUAAGUGUGCACGUGUGUUCGUGCGUGUGUGCGUGUGCGUGUGUGCGUGCGUGUGCGCGUGGGAUCGCAAAAACAGCAAAACACCGUCUGCGCGCGUGUGGGUGACCUGGGAAAAAUGUGCACGGGCAAGUGCACGAUGGUCAUCGGCGGGGCCCUGGUCCCCAUGGCUCUCCUGGCCAUCGUGGCCAACGUGCUGCUCUUCUUCCCCAACGCCGAGGCGACGCACCUGGAACAGGGUCACCUCUCCGACUUCACCUGGUACAUGGCAGGCAUUGCCGGAGGAGGGCUGCUGAUUAUCGUGCCGGCCAUGCAGCUCAUCGGAGCCGGGUCUCGGGACGGCUGCUGCUCCAACAGAUGUGGGAUGCUGACGUCCGUCCUCUUGUCGUUGGUGGGCGUCGCGGGCGCCCUCUACUGCCUCGUGGUCUCCACCGUGGCUCUGGUAGAGGGCCCCAAGUGCCUCUUCAAGAGCGGAAGCAGCGAGCAGUGGGACUACCCCUUCGGGAAGAUCGACAAGUGGGACUUCCAGAUCCUCGACACGAGCUACCUCUUCAACUCGUCGCUGUGGGGCAUUUGCAAGGCGCCCGUGUGGAUCGUCGAGUGGCACAUCUCCCUCUUCUCCAUCAUGAUGGCCGUGGGCGCCGUGGAGGUGGCCCUGUGCCUGGUGCAGGCCGUCAUCGGCUUCGUGGGCGUCCUGUGCGGGACAUGCCGCAAGGAGAGGCCCAAAGAGAGCUCCAGCCAGGCGCCACUCUACUCCAUGGACUCACUGCCACGCUACUGAGACGGGAUGGCGGGGACUGGGUGAUGGGAUGGGGUGA